Centrocercus urophasianus (Greater sage-grouse) is the source of this 1320-nucleotide messenger RNA. RefSeq lists its product as uncharacterized. The coding region runs from base 1 to 654 and encodes 217 amino acids. The record is from RefSeq and is a predicted model, not a curated record. Lineage: Eukaryota; Metazoa; Chordata; Aves; Galliformes; Phasianidae. The transcript has 4 exons.
AUGUCUAAGCAGAGACGGCUCACAACCUCUCCUGUAGCAGCAGCUGCCCCAGAGGAUGACUGGGGUGUUUCCAAAGAUGAUCUCCAUGCAUCUCUCAUGGGUUCUCUCUUUUCAAGACCCUUUCAUGUGACAGACCCCGUGAUGAAUGCCCAGAGGCUGCACUGUACCACAUUGCUUAUUUUGUCAGAGCUGCCGUCUCUGCCAAAUGGUGGCCAGACACUCAGACAGCAGCUAUUUGGGUGUUUAGUCCUUUCAUCCUUCUGUGGCCUGGAUGGAUCAGGAGCCUCCAGAGUGACUCAUCUGGGUUAUGCCACAAGCCUUGGCUUCCUUCUCAGUCUCAGCAGGGAGCGACUCCACACGGUGGCGGAUCCCACAGGUCGUCAGUGUGUGUGGCCAGCUCCUGGCACAACUCAGACUCCAGGGGCAUUUGUAUGCUGCAACCAGACAUGGAUGAUGCAAAGAAAUGGUUCUCCUCUGAAGACCUUACAGACUGCAGGUGGUCAUCGGGGAAAAGGUAGAUUCCCAAAGCAGCUACUUGCCAUUAUUGGCAGCAACAAUCUGAAAAGCUCUGCAUUUUUCCCCUUGAUUUUGUCUCUGAUGGCAGAAAGACCCGACCAGACUGCAGCUUUGUUUGGCAUCAAACUUGCCUCCUGAGAUGAUCACACAAGAAGUCUUUUAUCACUUUGGCGGCUGAGAGCCAGAGCUGCUUGUGGUGGAAGUUGCUGGGACUGUAACCCCUGGUUGUCGUGGGAUGAGAGUCAAGCUUGGCCUGUCAGCAAGGCGAGUUGCAGCAGUCUGAGCCCCUGCCAGGACACGUCAGUACUCCUGAGCGUGCUUCCCCCGGUGCUGCUCUCAUUAAGGAAAAGGUAUGAAACCCACAUCUAAGUUGCACUAGUCCUUUAAAAAAAUGAAGUGUUGUCUAAAAUAAAAAUCCUGUCCAGAAUCAUGGUCUAAUUCCUUAGGAAGUCACUGUAAAUUGAACCUCCUCUGCUCUCACUGCCUAAAAACCUCUUAGUUUUCUUAUUGAUGUAGUUCAACUUCUGUGCUAUUGGCACAGUGUUAUCCUCAGCGCUGUCACCUCUGCUUAAUGCCCAGGUUUGUGUCGAGGAGGGGGGGUCCUGCUGAACUCCUCAGGCAUCAGCAGGUGUCCAAGGCUGCAGUCACCCUUCCUCACAGCUUCCCCAGUUCAUUUCGUAACAUACUUACCACAUCUUGAGGACGAGAUGCUGACACAGCCAGAGAAGUACUGCCAUCAGCUGCAUUUCCCAGGAGUGAAGAAGUUGUUUCCUUUUCUCAGUCAUUUUUGCUGAAGAAAUAAUU